GAAUAUUUCCUCAAUCUGGACUAUUCCUCUUGAAUUUCCAAUUUAUUACUUUACUAUCGUAAGUUUAAUUUAUGUAUUUGCACUUUAUACGUUCUCAUGUGUUGUUUCCCCUAUUGCACUAACCCGCAGUUAAUUUUUCUUUAUUUGUAUCGUUUCCUUUAGCCUAGGGUCGCCUGGUAGAGAUUGCUACCUUAACACAAAAGGCGGCCUUAUUGGCCGCCUUUUGUGUUACUGUAUCUAGUUUCAUGUACCUUUCUUACUGUAUUUCAUAGUGCAAUAAAGAAUAUUCAAUCAAUCAAUCUAGUUUAACAUAAAUUAGGUCAUAAUUUAAGAAGACAUCAAUUAAAAUGUCUACUUACAUAAAAAAUAUUGUUUGUUGAACAUAAAAAAUCCUCGUGUCGAAUUUUGAAUGAAUGCAAAAUAAGCAAUAUUACGUAUUGUUAUAAAAGGAAAAUUACUGAUUCGAUUUCGAUAAUAUUUAAAUGGGACCACAUCGACCCAUCAAGCUGUUGAAUAUGAAAAAAUUGGUCAACAAUUUGCGGGAAAUCGGUAAACAUACACAAAAAAAUCGUCGUCGAACAUAUAAUAUAACCUCCACCUUUCUGAUUUUGAAGAUGGUUAAAAACCUAACAAACCUUUGUUGGAGUGAGCUGAGAGCUGGGUGUUGCUGCACCAUAAUUUACUAUUAAUUAAAUUAAUUAUAAAUAGUAAAAUAAACAUACGGUAUAUAUUUAUUUUUACUUACCUUUUAUUUUAUUUCAGAUCUCUAUUAUAUAUUUAUAUCGACUUUAGUUUAUUAAAUAGAUAUUUCUUUUUUUGAGCUAUAUUUAUUUAGCCAAGCCAAGAAAAUAGAAAUACUUGAACCUAAUAUAUUCGGCACCAAACCGGAUAUUUCGGUCGAAUACGAUUAGUGAAAAAGAUGGCGAAUACGCUGAAUACCGAAUACGAAACGAAUAUUCGGCACAUCUCUAGUUUUUUGUAAACAUACGCUAGUGCCAAGCCGCUAAGUUUCAAUCUUGACUUAAGGAUAUGUACACAUGUAUUCAAUACUAAAUAUAUCGACUUUGUUAAAGAGGUUUUGUGAUUAAUAUAAUAAAUCUAUGUUCUUUACUCCUUAUUAAAACUCGCUUUCGAAUGACGAAUUACGAUAUGAUUGAGAACGCAAUAAUAGUAUCUUCAUCCUACAAUCAAGACUAAUGAUCCACUACCCAAUCCAUAUAAAGAUUAAGUAAGAAGCCCUAAGCAAAAAUAUAAAACGAGGCGGAGUCUAGAUCUAAAUUUAAUCUAACAUAAUGAAUAACUUUAAUCAGUAUUACGUAUAAUCUAUGAAUUUUAAUGCAUAUCAAAUCAAUAUCGAUUAUCCUGGUUGGUAUAACUAAAAUCAUUUUGUUUAUACGGAUGUGCAUUUUUUUAACUAGCAAGCUUUGGUGCUUGUUUACGUAAUAUCCUUUUCCCCUUUUCUAUCAAUCAAUGUCAAAUUCAAAAAUCGAUACCUGUUUCCAUAAAACUUUUUGAAUCACGUAUUUAAAUUUUUAAAUAGUGAUUACUUAGAAAACGCUUACUUUUAUAAUAAAAUUAUAUUCUUAUAAUGAUAAAUUAAUAAACAAUGAUACUCAACUAAAAUAAUGAAAAUACAAAAAGUACUAUGUAGAUAGAAAACCAAGCCUUCGCGCUUUUCUAUAUUUUGCGACUUUACUUUUAUCCUAAGACAUUACUUCAUUCAAAAUUUGAGUAAUUACGCUAUAAUACAAUGCGAGUUAAUAGCUCAUAACUUAUAAUAAUAGGUUCUACAAACAUUAAUUUUCACUCAAAGCUUACAAAUGAAAAUGAAAAGACAAAACGUGCGUACAUUAUCGCUGGUUGUCUGCACGUUCACGUACUUAUUAAUUGGUGCUGCUGUGUUUGAUGCCUUGGAGUCGGAAACGGAAAGCAAGAGAUGGGAAGUUUUAUCUGAUAUGAAAAAUGGGUUAGUCCGCAAAUACAAUAUCACACCGGAGGACUACCACAUGAUAGAGAUAGUUAUAAUAGAAAACAAGCCUCACAAAGCAGGUCCACAAUGGAAGUUUGCUGGUGCAUUCUACUUUGCUACAGUAGUAUUGGCCAUGAUUGGAUAUGGUCACUCAACUCCAGUAACUGUAGGAGGAAAGGCAUUUUGCAUGGCUUAUGCUGUUGUUGGCAUACCACUUGGGCUAGUAAUGUUCCAAAGUAUAGGUGAGCGUUUAAAUAAAUUUGCAUCGGUGGUGAUCCGACGAGCUAAGUGUUACCUGCGUUGUAACACCACUGAGGCUACUGAGAUGAACCUCAUGUUUGCCACUGGGAUGCUAUCGUCUAUUAUAAUUACCACAGGGGCUGCCGUUUUCUCAAGAUAUGAAGGAUGGAGUUACUUUGACAGUUUUUAUUAUUGUUUUGUUACUCUCACUACAAUUGGUUUUGGCGAUUACGUCGCUUUGCAAAAUGAUCAAGCAUUAACUAGUAAACCUGGCUAUGUGGCUCUCAGUCUUGUGUUUAUUCUCUUCGGUUUGGCGGUAGUGGCGGCUAGCAUCAACUUAUUAGUACUUCGCUUUAUGACUAUGUAAGUAGAAAUAAAGAAUUGUUAUUAUUCAAUGAUAUUAAACUAGUUUGUUUUAUAACCAUGAAAAAUAAUAUUGAAAAUGAUGCCAUAAAGGUAACUUGAAUCAUAUAUGUACACACUGUUGCACGUCAAACUACCACAAUAUGUCAAAUUUCCACAAUUGAGUAAAACUCUACUGUAAAUGUACCUAUUAAGGCUUAAAAUCAAGUGCAGAAAUUAUACAGUUUUGUAUAACCUAACGUGCUGUUGUAUGUGAUAUGUGAUGUAUUUAUUUUAUGCUAACGACCUUUUUCAUAACAGGCAAGCUGAAGAAAAUGCACGAGAUGAAGAAAAAGAGGGUUCAAGAACAUUAUUACCAAUAGAUGGUCAUGUUAUCACCAGUCGCCAAAGAUCACAUGACGACCAAGCUUCGGUAACUAUAGUCUUAUAAGUAAAAGACCGUUAGAUGUCGCUAUGUGAGUUGUUUACGUUCAUCUCUAGUCGGCGGUGUUAAGAUUUUUGCCGAUUCCAUGACCCCAUGUGAUCUAGUUUGUUUCGACAUCGCUUCUCGGCCUUUUGGCUAAGAUCAAAGUGUAGUAUCUGUUCUUUUCAGCUUAAUAUCUGAAAGUUCCCUCACUGAGGGACCAGUAUAUUAAACUGAUUUUUGUAAACCGAUGGGAUGUUCGGGGCUCGCUCCACUCCCGUCACGGGUCGGCCCGGCAUUGCAGUGCCGCCGGGAUUGGCCCACAUAAUCCAGAAAAUGGCCAUAUAUGCACUCUAGUAGGGGAGCCCACGAUGCUAAAUCGGGAUUUACUCGAGCGUCAUAGAGAUUGCCAAGCUUAAUGAUAACAAAAAAAAGUCAUAUAAUAUAUACGGUAUACCUUUUCAUCGGUGGGGGAAGGGGCUAUAGAUUUUUAAAAAUGUAAAAAAAAAAUUUUGUAUGAAUGAAUGAACAUACUCGAGCGCGUUAGAUAUUAAUAUCAUCCAUGUCCUACGCAUUUUUAAAAACUGUCGUAUGUUAAUUUGAUCGUUUCCAUGAUGGGGGUGGUUAUAAGUAAGGGUUGAAAAAGAAAAAAAAAAAUAACCGAGUGAUUCAAGUGAACCUCAAAAAAAGGCUCUCAUAUAAUAAUCAGACGAUUUGGAUGUGACGCAAACGAGUGACCAUAAUUAGAUGUUUUUUAUGUAGAAUACUUAUAUUUUAUAAGAAAAUGAUUAUAUGAAAAUUAUUUUUUUUGCAGUAUUUUUUAUUAAUUAUCAAUUUCAUCGCUAGAAUCAUCUUGACGGGAAACCAGAGUGGGGACGGAUUGAGAGAGUAAUAGAUAGAAAAAGAGAGAGAAAUAGUGAUGCGGAGAAGGAAAUAUAGGUAUCACGUAGCUGCACGCAUUAAAUCUUAUCGAUGAAUUUUUAUUACUUCGGCUUGUGAAAAUCGUCAGAUUAUAUAUUUUUCGUAAUACUUGAAUGAUUACCUUC
This is a messenger RNA of Diatraea saccharalis (sugarcane borer), 4021 nucleotides long. Lineage: Eukaryota; Metazoa; Arthropoda; Insecta; Lepidoptera; Crambidae. The record is from the annotation of a GenBank genome assembly.